AUGUCAAGCUACGCUGAUGGACCAGAAAGUACUGAUUCUGAAUUUAAUGAUGUGUUUGAUGCAUAUUUUGAUGACUCGACAAGAAAUUCGGAACUACUGAAAAAGAUUGAUGACUUGGAGACGAAACUAGGACGUCAGAUGGUCGAGAACAGAGAGUUGAGAGUGGCUUUGGGUAUGCAGCAAAACUGCUCCGACCGGCUGCACGAACAACUCCGGGUUCAGCAGACGCAGCACGAAAACGCUAAGGCACACCAUGAAGCGGUGCUGGCGCGUUACGAUAGGAGAGUCGACGCACAGGAAGCGUCAAUUGCGAAGAAAACUGAUGAAGUGGAAAGAUUGGUGCUGGAUCUUUAUAAAGUCAGACGCAAUCUUCUAAUCAAACGAGGCUAUAAUGAGCAGUCACAUAAUGUUGUUCUUCAUGAUAUGGUAGAAGAGGUCAUGAUGGCAAGCCUCUCUAGGAAAAGCGUUACUAGCUCGUACAUUGAUGUUCAAGGAGAUUUGCGAGCUACUCGCACUUUGCUAUUGUCCGAUGACUCGCAUAUAAGCGGUGUUAUGAGGACAUCGGAUGGCAGACCCUUCAGUUCCAUUCGAGACUGCGAGGACAAUGUAUGGAAGGGCGAUUAUGAGGGCUUUUCCAUUGGAUUUGGUCAUCUAACGAUGACCAACACUUGCGGAAGAUUUCUAUUACUGGCUCGGUUCUCGGCCAUGCUGAAAAGGAGUCUAGAUAGGACUUGA
Messenger RNA from Cylicocyclus nassatus, 735 nucleotides. NCBI's taxonomy places the organism in Eukaryota, Metazoa, Nematoda, Chromadorea, Rhabditida, Strongylidae. The record is from the annotation of a GenBank genome assembly.